Messenger RNA from Cloeon dipterum, 2208 nucleotides. Its product is annotated as intraflagellar transport protein 74 homolog. Gene Ontology annotation, cellular component: centrosome; intraciliary transport particle B; cilium. The coding region runs from base 173 to 2047 and encodes 624 amino acids. The record is from RefSeq and is a predicted model, not a curated record. Gene Ontology annotation, biological process: intraciliary transport involved in cilium assembly; cilium assembly. The transcript has 10 exons. Gene Ontology annotation, molecular function: beta-tubulin binding. Lineage: Eukaryota; Metazoa; Arthropoda; Insecta; Ephemeroptera; Baetidae.
GCUGAUGACGUCAAACUGGCCUCGUUUUGAAUGGAUUUGGCGCGAAGGAGGUGUGGAAUAAUGGAAUGCGGCGUCGCCAUGGGUACGGGUGACACACCAUAAUAAUAAUAAUAUAUACUUGGGGCUGAUAAAAUUCAAAUCCAAUCGAGGAAUAAAUUACACUUCUCAUGCUAUGUCGCAGAGAAAUAUCAGCAGACCCGUUUCGAGAGUGGGCGCCGACGAGAGGCCUCGAACGCGUUGGACACGUGAGGAACGACCGCUCACAAGGAGUUUGGCCGAGGAUAGACCGAGUAUUCCUGACGCCAUGCGGAGGGGAUCAGCAGCGAUGUCAGCGACUAAUAGUGAGGACGUGUUUUCUAGGCCGAUUUCUAGAAGAGGAGCAAAAGAGUCAGACAGACAGAUGUCUGCCGUUCCAACAGACCGGCCUAUGACAGGAAUUGUAAGACCACCCUCGACAACUGUCAUUAAGGGAACAGGGCUUAAGCCCAUUGGAACAGGCGCUGCUGGAGUUUCCCAUCGGCAGGUUCAGGAUCGGUCAUAUUUCAUGGGUCUUAUAAGAUCUGCUAUGGGAGAGCUAACAAGCGAGAUUUCAAAGCUGAAAGGCCAGAGCGAAGAAAUAAAAGCGGAAAAGGCUGCCUCUCAGGUGUUUGAGAAAAGGGUCCGAGAAUUAGCAGAGGAGUUGACUGGUUUGCAAGAGCAACUCUCGGACUAUAACUUGCUAGUGGACAGACUAAACACGGGAGCUGAAGUGUCGGACGUGAAUUUGGAAAUCGCAGAUGUAGCGCACGAAAGCGAAAAAAUUUCUAAAGAGGUGGAGUCCCUGUUUGCCAAGAAGCAAACCCUUGAGGAUGAGUCCAACGAACUGAAGGAAAAACUAAAACAGGAGCAGCACAUAACUGAAAAAUUGGUCUUGCAACUGGACAUGGCAGGUCAAGAAAAAUUCGCUAGACUGCAGCUAAAUACAACUAAACUAGACGCCAAGGCAGACGAGCUGCAGUCACAAUUAGACGCCAUGAACGCCGAAAUGAAAGAAUUAGAAGAGAAAAUAGCGCAAUCCGAGAUCCACAAGGAGUCGCUGCGGCUGCAACGACGUCUGCACGAUCUAACUGUCCGCAGGGACGCUUUAGCCGAGGAGGAGCGCAACCGACAAUCACCAGGCCAGCAAAGGGACUCUUUGCUGGCAGCUGUUAAGUCACACAACGCAGAGCUUGCCGCUUUGGAUGCACAGAGCGAGAGAGAAAAACAAGCCAUCCUCGUCCUGCAGAACAGCAUCUCGCAAGCAACACAGGCACUGGAACAAAACAACUCCGACCGGACGUCGCAGUACUCAGAACUGAAGAAGAAAGAGGCAGCCAUCGAGGAAUUUCUGUCUGGGUUUGAGCUGGCAAUGCAACAAGAACAAGCGAGACGAAACGAAUUGGAGAAAGAGGUCGUCACCGCACUCCAAGCUUAUUCAGCCCUGUUGGAAAAAACACAAAAUUUGCCAAGUCUUGAGGCCUACGGUGAGUUAAAGGAGCAGCUUGGAUUGAAGGAGGGCGAAGUUGAAAAGGCUAAAUUCACUACGCAAGGGUUAAACCAACAGGAGGCGCACCUCAAGUCACAAAUGACCAGAGUGUUGGAGUUGGAGGAAAAGGUGACGAGAGAAACAGAUAAUUUGCGGUCCAAGAUGAAGGAAAUGGAGACCGAGCAACUGAGGUUGUCUGACCUGCCAGGGUUGAGGGGAAAGGAGGAGGAGCGUAAGAAGCAGUUGGAGAUUCAGAAGAAUCAGGCCCAAAAAGAGAUGCAAGAAAAGCAGCUGCUCUUAAAGAGCGCCAGAGAAAAAUAUAUUUCCUUGGAGAAAGCACUAUUAGAGAACGAUGUGUGGACCCAGUUAAAUCAUCUAGAGCACAAGUGGAGCCAAGCAGCGCAAAACAAUCAGGCAUUGACCGACUACAUCACGGCACACCAAACGCAGUCAGAUUAUAAAUCUAUCAAAGACAGGGCAAUGAAUAUGGUGGAACAGUACAAUCAGUUCCUUAAAACGGCGCAAAUAAGGCCAAAUAAUUAAUAUAUUUACGUGGAUAUUUUUUAAAUUUGUGUCUUCUAGAAAUUACAAUAAUUUAAGUCUUAUAUAUCUUUUACCAAAAUAUUUAGAGUGCUUUUACCUCUGAUAGACUGAAAAUAAAUUAAUAAACAAUACAUUAGCGUAUUGUGUUGGAGACACCUCUA